CUUGUCCAACCGGCGUCCCCGCGCACAUUUAUAUUGUGCGACGUCGUUUGCUGCUUGUGUGCAUUAAGUUGGCCGAAAUCGUUUAAUAAUACGUGAAAUACAACAAAUGAAGCAUGGGUAAACUGACGAAAAUAUACAAAGCAACCAAUGGCACCAUUUGCUUUGCUGAGAAAAAAAGGAAUGUGGUGCGCCUCGUGAAAGAAUCUUUGACGCGCUUUGAAAUCACCGCCAUUGUUGGCGUCACACCAUAUAAUGCACCAACUGCCUCCGUACGACAGGUGGAAGCUGUAGUUGCAUUACCAAUCGAAGAGAGUGAAGUCGACAGCAGCGAUACUGACUACGAAUGCGCUCCGUUGCUGGGACGCAAAUCAUGCGCCUAUAACAAAAAAUACAUUUUCUAUCACAAGAUCCAGGCACAGCCCGACUCAUCAUCCGAUGAUGAACCAAAGCCUGGUACGUCAUUCGAAGAAGAGGCACAGUCUGUUUCGUCAGUCGAGAAACAGGCAGAGCCUGAUUCAUCACUCAAAAAAGAAGUGAAACGCCUGUCCGGUGAGGCUAACGUCCAGCUCGUGAAGUCCAAGCUGGAUGGCUUGAACGGAGAGGCCACUGCUUCUGCCACUUUGACAUACGACUACGAUAGUGAUGAAGACGUAGGAGAGCAGCAGGAAGAGAAAUGGGACUACCGUGGUCAGGCCAUCCCGAAGUGCUGUUUGACGGAUUUAGUGUACAUGGUGGAAAGACCUAGUAAUGCGGCGAUGCUGGACCAAAAACUACCUCGUUUCCCCAUGUGGCCCAUGGAAAACGCCGACCCCGAAUUUAGGUUUAAAAUACUUGUAACCAAUGUGUAUAGCCCAUUUCAUUUUUGGUUCCAAUUCGCAGAUAAUCAUUUCGCUUCCCAUCUGGAAAAUCUGCACUUGGCGCUCAAUGAUUUUUACAAUAGAGAACAUAUUAACAACUUGAGUGUCAACCAAUACCGGAUGCCAACUCCUCAAUUUUUCUUACGCCCUGGCUACAUUUGUGCAGCCCAAUCAAAUUGGGGUGGGUGGCAGCGGGUUCGCAUUGUUUCCACACCGCAGGAGAAUGCUUCGCAUGUUUCCGUCUUCUAUGUGGACUAUGGCCGCCUGGAGCAGACCUCGCGCAGCGAGCUGCGCUUUCUACCACAAAUUUACACCACAAUGCCGGCCAUGGCUAUUAGGGGAGCACUCACGCAUCUCCAUCCGCUGGCUUUUAAGUGGCCUGCCGACGUAACUGCAAAGUUCCGUGACUUAGUUACUUCUUGGGAGAGAUAUGGCCAAAUCAUUGAAGUGGACGACCUGGAGGGUAUCUACUUCAUCAAAAUUUACAAAAGAAAACUCUCGGACAAGUCAAUGCACAGCUUUAUGAUUCGGAAAAAACUCGCAGGCGAAAGCGAUCACUUUUGCAAGCAAAAUAUCCAGAAGCAUUGUGGCCGCCGCAUUCGCUACAUUUGCGAGCGUCUCCCCUCCUUUGAAAUGCUCGAAACUGGUGUGGUUGCUAUAGAUGGCAGCGAUGAAGAUUUCAAUGGACUCAUGUCUUUCACAUCGUAUUUCAGGAGAUUUGAGAUGCCCCCAAGCGACAAGCCACUUCGGCAGGACCUGGAAAAGGCGCUGCUAGACUGGAUUGUUGACUACAAAAAAAAGGAGAUGCCCAGGCGGAAACUGGAGAAGGAGGCCGCGCUCAAAGCCAAGGAGAAGAAUGAUCAGAAAUGGCUUGUCUAUAAAGAAAAACUGCAAAAGAAGCAGCUCCAACUACAGGCCAUAAAUUAA
Messenger RNA from Drosophila guanche, 1784 nucleotides. RefSeq lists its product as uncharacterized. The record is from RefSeq and is a predicted model, not a curated record. Gene Ontology annotation, biological process: spermatogenesis. The coding region runs from base 114 to 1784 and encodes 556 amino acids. The transcript has 6 exons. Lineage: Eukaryota; Metazoa; Arthropoda; Insecta; Diptera; Drosophilidae.